Molecule: messenger RNA, 1254 nt
Organism: Ilex paraguariensis (yerba mate)
Lineage: Eukaryota; Viridiplantae; Streptophyta; Magnoliopsida; Aquifoliales; Aquifoliaceae
Source: the annotation of a GenBank genome assembly
CACACACACACACACAUUCUGCCAUGGCUUCCGACACCAAGGAGGUAGUCACUGACCUCGCUCCUGUCCUCCGAGUCUACAAAGACGGCAAGGUGGAACGACUGGUUGGCUCAGCCUACGUCCCACCGUCUCCCAACCACCCAGCCACCGGCGUCUCCUCCAAAGACGCCGCCAUCUCACCACUCAUCUCCGCCAGACUCUACCUCCCCAAAACCACCACCACCACCCCCCAAAAGCUCCCCAUCUUAAUCUACUUCCACGGCGGAGGCUUUUGCGUGGAAUCCGCCUUCUCUUUCUUGGACCACCGAUAUAUGAACCAAAUUGCCUCUCAAGCCAAAGUUCUUAUAAUUUCAGUCGAGUAUAGGCUCGCUCCAGAGUACCUUUUACCUGUGGCUUAUGAAGAUUGUUGGGAUGCUAUUCAGUGGGUCGCUUCACACGCCGUUUCCGUAAAUGAUGAUGGCGAAAAUAAAGAGCUCUGGUUGAUCAACCAUGGUGAUUUUGAGAAGGUUUUCAUUGGAGGAGACAGUGCCGGAGGUAAUAUCGUACAUAACAUCGCCGUGCGUGCUGGUAUUGAGAGCUUUAAUGGUGAUUUGAAGAUCUUGGGAGCUUUUCUUUCUUGCCCUUACUUCUGGGGAUCCAAGCCUUUGGGAUCGGAGUCGAGUGAAAGCCGUGAACCGAGUAUGCUUUACAUGAGUGAAAGCCGUGAACAGAGUUUGCUUUACAGGAUGUGGAUGUGUGCUUAUCCUUCGGCGCCUGGUGGCAUCGACAACCCAAUGAUCAAUCCAUUAGCGGAUGAUGCGCCAAGCUUGUCUGGGCUUGGAUGCUCGAAGGUGUUGGUGUGUGUUGCAGGGAAGGAUCCUCUAAGGGACAGAGGUGUACAUUAUGUUGAGGCUGUGAAAGGAAGUGGAUGGACAGGUGAAGUGGAGGUGUUCGAGGUUGAAGGAGAGGACCAUUGUUUUCACAUCAUCAAUCCUGACUCUGAGAAUGCAAAGAAUCUCAUAAAGCGCUUGGCCUCUUUUAUCUCUCAGUGAACCUGUUCUGGUUGUAAGUUUCUUCACUAUCCAUUUAUGCGAUACGGAAUUCUUUGCAUUGGAUUUGAUUAAGACUAUGAUAUCGACAAUUAAUUUCAAAUCAUAGAUUUUAUUUUUAUUCAUUAAUUGUGAAAAUAACAUACAAUUUAUAUGCCCUUUUGAUUUAAGGUGAGGGGCACAUUUGUAAUUUUAGUUCUGGUCUCAAUUCCCUUGUUUGAAUACC